GAGCGCGGGCGGCGGGGACCUGGUGGUGGCGGCGGCGGCUUCGGCGGGAGCAGCAUGGAUUGGGGCACUGAGCUCUGGGAUCAGUUUGAGGUGCUCGAGCGCCACACGCAGUGGGGGCUGGACCUGCUGGACAGAUACGUGAAGUUCGUGAAGGAGCGGACGGAGGUAGAACAGGCUUACGCGAAGCAACUGCGAAACCUGGUGAAAAAAUACCUGCCCAAGAAACCUGCCAAGGAUGACCCUGAAUCCAAGUUCAGCCAGCAGCAGUCUUUCCUGCAAAUCCUCCAGGAGGUGAACGAUUUUGCUGGGCAGCGGGAGCUGGUUGCUGAGAACCUGAGCGUCCGCGUGUGCCUCGAGCUGGCCAAAUACUCUCAGGAGAUGAAGCAGGAGAGGAAGAUACACUUCCAGGAAGGCCGACGGGCCCAGCAGCAGCUGGAAAAUGGCUUCAAACAGCUGGAGAAUAGUAAGCGCAAGUUUGAGAGGGACUGCCGGGAGGCCGAGAGGGCAGCCCAGACUGCUGAGCGGCUGGACCAGGAUAUCAACGCUACCAAGGCUGAUGUGGAGAAGGCCAAGCAACAAGCCCACCUGAAAAGCCACAUGGUAGAAGAAAGCAAAAAUGAGUACGCGGCCCAACUGCAGCGCUUCAACCGAGACCAGGCCCACUUCUACUUCUCCCAGAUGCCCCAGAUAUUCGAUAAGCUGCAGGACAUGGACGAACGUCGUGCCACCCGCCUGGGAGCCGGAUACGGGCUUCUGUCCGAGGCUGAGCUGGAGGUGGUCCCCAUUAUCGCCAAGUGCCUGGAGGGCAUGAAGGUGGCCUCAGGCGCCGUAGAUGCCAAGAACGACUCGCAGGUCCUCAUUGAGCUGCACAAGUCCGGCUUUGCCCGCCCCGGCGACGUGGAAUUUGAAGACUUCAGCCAGCCCAUGAACCGGGCACCCUCAGACAACAGCCUGGGCACCCCCUCCGAUGGCCGGACGGAUUCCCGCACCCCUAACCGCAUCCGUAUCAAGCGCUGGCCCUUUGGCAAGAAGAACAAGCCGCGCCCCCCACCUCUCUCCCCCCUGGGGGGCCCCCUCCCCUCGGCCUUGCCUAAUGGACCCCCGUCCCCCCGCUCCGGCCGUGACCCCUUGGCCAUACUGAGCGAGAUCAGUAAGUCUGUCAAACCGCGGCUAGCAUCCUUCCGCAGCUUCCGAGGCAGCCGAGGGACAGUGGUGACGGAGGAUUUCAGCCACUUGCCCCCGGAGCAGCAGAGGAAGCGGCUUCAGCAGCAGCUUGAAGAGCGCAACCGGGAACUCCAGAAGGAGGUCGACCAGAGGGAAGCACUGAAGAAAAUGAAGGAUGUUUAUGAGAAGACCCCUCAGAUGGGGGACCCUGCCAGCCUAGAGCCCCAGAUCACAGAAACCCUGAGCAACAUUGAACGGCUCAAGCUGGAAGUGCAGAAGUAUGAGGCUUGGCUGGCCGAAGCUGAGAACCGGGUGCUGAGCAACCGGGGGGACAGCCUGAACCGCCAUGCCCGGCCCCCUGAUCCCCCAGCCAGUGCCCCCCCAGAUGACAGCAACAGCUCACAGGACAACAAGGACAGCUUUGAAGGGGCCCCAUCAGAGGAGGGCCAGGACACCCCCAUCUACACGGAGUUCGAUGAGGACUUUGAGGAGGAUCCCGCCUCCCCCAUUGGUCAUUGUGUGGCCAUUUAUCACUUUGAAGGGUCCAGCGAGGGCACCAUCUCCAUGGCAGAAGGAGAGGACCUCAGCCUCAUGGAGGAAGACAAGGGCGACGGCUGGACCCGCGUCCGGCGGAAACAGGGCGGGGAGGGCUACGUGCCCACCUCCUACCUCCACGUCACACUCACCUGAGCCCGAAGCGGGAAGAGGGGGGGCUGUCGGCUGCUGCUUCUGGGCCACGGGGGCCCCAGGACCUGUGCACUUUAUUUCAACCCCCGUGGCUUCGGCUGAGACCUGUGUACCCUGCUGCCCCCACCCCACCCCACGGGCCCGCUGUGCCUUGUUCACUGAUGUACAUACUCCUGUGUCAGGUCUUUUCUUCCUGUCGCUGGGCUGGGGCUUAGUUUUAUAUAUAAA
This is a messenger RNA of Elephantulus edwardii (Cape elephant shrew), 2079 nucleotides long. It is a transcript of the gene TRIP10, whose product is annotated as thyroid hormone receptor interactor 10. Gene Ontology annotation, biological process: signal transduction. The transcript has 15 exons. The record is from RefSeq and is a predicted model, not a curated record. The coding region runs from base 55 to 1854 and encodes 599 amino acids. Gene Ontology annotation, molecular function: protein binding. Lineage: Eukaryota; Metazoa; Chordata; Mammalia; Macroscelidea; Macroscelididae.